UCGUGAAGCCACGCCCACACCGCCUUGACACUUGCUAUGCUGUGAAACUGAUCGCUCUCUGUUAGCGGCGCAUGUGUUUUCAAAUAUUAUUAUGGAGACGUCUCUACAUUUGCGUUGCUUUUGUGAAUCACACUCAUCUGAGCUCUUUAACGAUGACGGCGUGCAAUCGGUGACCUCAAAAGAACAAAAAAAUGUUGAACGCAGUAUUCAAGAGGUAUACAGCGUUUACCAGCAAAUUCACACCUCACCACAGCCUGCUUUGCUGAGGGAACAACACUAUCAUUAUCUGAAGAAAGGUUUGCGACAUCUCUCUGAUGCGUAUGAGUGUUUGGAUGCCAGCCGGCCUUGGCUCUGCUAUUGGAUCCUGCACAGCCUGGAGCUGCUAGAAGAACCCGUGCCGGCAGCAGUUGCUUCAGACGUGUGCCAAUUCCUAGCAAGAUGUCAGAGCCCGACAGGUGGUUUUGGUGGAGGUCCGUGUCAGCAUGCUCACCUUGCACCCACCUAUGCAGCUGUUAAUGCCCUAUGCAUCCUAGGCACACAGGAGGCCUACAACGUCAUCAACAGAGAGAAGCUGCUGGACUUCCUUUACUCUGUGAAACAGCCAGAUGGCUCCUUUGUGAUGCAUGUAGGCGGGGAGGUGGACGUCAGGAGUGCCUACUGUGCGGCUUCUGUGGCUUCGCUCACAAACAUUAUCACCCCUACCCUGUUUGAAGGGACACACCACUGGAUUCUCAGUUGUCAGAACUGGGAAGGCGGUUUGGGUGGAGUCCCAGGACUUGAAGCACAUGGGGGCUACACCUUCUGUGGCACCGCUGCCAUGGUCAUACUAGGCAAAGAGCACAUGCUGGAUCUUAAAGCCUUGUUACGCUGGGUAACCAGCAAGCAGAUGCGUUUUGAAGGCGGAUUUCAGGGCCGGUGUAACAAACUGGUGGAUGGAUGUUAUUCUUUCUGGCAAGCAGGGCUUUUACCAUUACUCCACAGAGCUCUUUUUAAAGAAGGAGACUCAACACUGAGUGCAAGUAGCUGGAUGUUUGAGAGACAGGCCCUGCAGGAAUACAUCCUCCUCUGCUGCCAGAAUCCUGGUGGAGGCCUUCUGGAUAAACCCGGCAAGUCUAGAGAUUUCUACCACACAUGCUACUGUCUUAGUGGACUCUCAAUAGCACAGCAUUUCGGAAACACAGAUCUUCAAAACGAACUGAUCCUCGGUCAAGAAGAAAACCGACUGGCGCCUACUCAUCCAGUUUACAACAUCGGUCCAGAGAAGGUUGCCCGGGCGGUCGAACAUUUCCUUCGUUUACCAGUCCCAGUUUACACAGGAGCUAAGAAGAAUGCUAUGGACCAGUCAUAGUCUUUUCCUUAGUUAAUAAAAAAGGUAAAGAUAUGUUAGGUAUUGAGUUAGAUUGACCAAGACAGAGCAAUCAUAUGUAAAUGCUGUAGGCAAGUGUACUCUACUUGCAUGAACUACAGAUAAACACCAAGGGUCUCAUCUACAUAAGUUUCAGUGGGAUUUAUAGUUUUGUCCUGCAGAAACCGUGGGGACUGAAAUGUCAAUGUGUUUUCAAUGCAGAAGGUUUAUUUGCACAUAUAGUACAGAGUUAUUUUGGCUUUUGGUGUAUGUUUUCUGGAGUGCAUGUGGCAAUAGACCCUUUUACAGCCCACGUCACUGUGACGUCACCGCUCUAGCUGGAGGCAAAAAAUAAGUAGGAACUCAUAGCCGGCGCGCUAAAAGUUUGAGUUUUUGACUUAAAAAUGUCAUCUCGUUGUGUUUUUGGCUGCCAGAUUAGAAGGAACCGCACUUUUGGUUCAAAAAUAAAGUUUUACCGGAUCCCGGAAGACAUUUCUUCACAGAAAUCAAGAAGACAAUUGAGGUUGAAUGCAAUACGGCGCACAGACUAGACGGAGACGAUCAUAAUUAAUACUCGUGUUUGCAGUGCACACUUCAUAUCAGGUAAAAUAAUCUAUGCAUAUGUACUGUUGUGUUGGUUUUAUCUAGUACAAAUCAGCAAGUUUCUGUUUUAUUGGUGAAAAGUCGCCAACCGCGCUAUUGUUUAGCUUAAAUGUUAAACAAACAUACAGCGAUAGAUGUGUAUGCCAUCGUUUGAAUAGUCUCUUAAAAUAAUCCACAUUGCUAAUCAUAGUUAGCCCAGUGAUAGGUUACAUAAGACACUAAGCCUAGACAAAAUUACCCAAACCACCUGAAAGUAAUUCAUAUGUUGUCUAUGAAAUAUCUAAAACCUGGUUAAAAUCGCAAGAGUUAAUUUACAAAAAUACCUGUCACGGUCCCGCAGAAUCAGUGACUGUACAUAUUCGGACAGAUCCGAAACUAAUUCUGCAUCCAUGUUUAAUAAAUCCCUCCUAAAACAUGCUCGUUUAAGCUUGUCAACAUAGCCUCUGCGGCUCUUUCUGCCUCCAGCUAAGCCCCGCCCACACAAAUACGUCACAAUGUUUACCAACUGUAAAAGGGUCUAUAGGUUCUGAAGAGAACUAAAGUAUUUGUAUUCAUGAUUUGUACUAUGUUGUUUACAAUAAAUGGCUCCUUUGCUGAUAAGAUCUAAUUGAAAGGAUCUAUAAAUUGUAUGCAGUAACACAUUUUCAUGGUUAAAUAAACCAUUGUGCUAUUAAUAUGUUGGCAUGUAGUCAUAGCAGACUUUUUAUUACUUAAAUACAUAUGGGUGAUUCUCACAAAAUUAGACUUGUGAGGUCAUUAAACAUUUUAAAAAGUAAAUGCAAAGUAUGAGUAUCAAAAUUAAGCAUACGGUUACAAACAUCUCAUCAUGUACUAUUUUGCACAUGAUUUC
Messenger RNA from Paramisgurnus dabryanus, 2798 nucleotides. Lineage: Eukaryota; Metazoa; Chordata; Actinopteri; Cypriniformes; Cobitidae. The record is from RefSeq and is a predicted model, not a curated record.